AUCUAGACUAGAGUAAGGGAGGGGAAAAACAAUCCGUAGUAUUAAAACCCGCGGGAGCAGCUGUUCGAAAUCUUGCAGUAAAUGACAAGCAGCCGCUCUGGUGCUGCAGUCGCAGAAGUGCGGAGGUAGAGCGGCGCGACCCACUCCCACUUUGGACUUACUUUCACCUGAUACUUCACAUACACUGCCAUCUGACCAUAUUGUCAGCUUUCAUUCAGCUUCACCACAGCUACGGCAUCACCAUGCCGCUGAAUUCAAGUAUGGAGAGUAAAAAUUACGAUUACGACUACGACUCCUACCAGCCCUAUUUCUAUUUCGACAACGAGGAUGAGGAUUUCUAUAACCACCAGCACGGACAGCCACCGGCGCCCAGUGAGGAUAUAUGGAAGAAAUUUGAACUGCUCCCCACACCGCCGCUCUCCCCCAGCCGGCGUCCCUCGCUGUCAGACCCCUUCCCCUCCACAGCCGACCAGCUGGAAAUGGUGUCGGAGUUUCUCGGGGACGAUGUGGUGAACCACAGUUUUAUUUGCGACGCGGACUACUCCCAGUCUUUUCUGAAGUCGAUUAUCAUUCAGGACUGUAUGUGGAGUGGAUUCUCCGCCGCGGCUAAGCUGGAGAAGGUGGUGUCGGAGAGAUUAGCGUCGCUCCAGGCGGCGAGGAAAGAGUCUUCCAGGAGCGACUCUGUGGACGGCUGUCGGUCCAGCCCUAACGUCAGCUACCUUCAGGACAUGAGCACCUCUGCCUCACAGUGCAUUGACCCAUCAGUAGUGUUUCCUUUCCCGCUGACUGACAGCUCAAAGCCGUGUAAACCGUCAUCCACACCGACUCCCACAACACUGCCACUGGAUACUCCACCAAACAGUGGGAGCAGCAGCAGCAGUGACAGCGAUUCCGAUGACGAAGAGGAGGAGGAAAUCGACGUUGUCACGGUGGAAAAGAGAAAGUCCGUGAGAAAGCCUGACCCAAACGCAACGCAUCAAAGCCCCGUCGUCCUCAAGCGGUGUCACGUUAAUAUUCACCAACACAAUUACGCCGCGCAGCCAUCCACGCGGAGCGAGCAGCCUGCAGUCAAGCGGAUUAAAUUCGAGAGUCACAUCCGGGUGUUUAAACAAAUGAACCACAACCGUAAAUGCGCGAGUCCUAGGACGUCGGACUCUGAGGAUAACGACAAACGCAGGACUCAUAACGUGCUCGAGCGGCAACGGCGGAACGAGCUCAAACUCAGUUUCUUCGCGCUGAGAGACGUAAUUCCUGAAGUGGCCAACAACGAGAAGGCUGCCAAAGUGGUGAUCCUCAAGAAGGCGACGGAGUGCAUAGCGACCAUGCAAGAAGAUGAACAAAAACUGAUCUCGCUUAAGGAACAAUUAAGGAGGAAAUGUGAACAUUUGAAACAGAGACUUGAGCAGUUAAGCUGUUCUUAAGUUGCUUGGACUUAAUUUAUGGACUGAACUUGUUUUAAGCAUCCUUGUAUGGUUCUGUCAAGUCAAUACAAGGUCUCGAGGGUGUGGCAAGUAGUGAGCAAUCUGACAUUGAUUUAUACAGUUACACUGCCUCAAUUUGAACAUAAUGGAGGUUAGACUUAUUUGUAUUUUAUUUUUUAGUAAUGAAAUGGUCUGCGGUUCCAUUUACUGUUGGCCUUAAUUUAAUGUUUUGUUUUUGUAAGUUUUGUACAUACUGCACAUAUGUAUUCAAGAUGCUGUUGAUUUCUGAAUCAUAAAAUGCAUUUCUCUAUAAAACUGUGUUUUUGGCUAA
Onychostoma macrolepis is the source of this 1752-nucleotide messenger RNA. RefSeq names its product MYC proto-oncogene, bHLH transcription factor b (gene mycb). Gene Ontology annotation, biological process: regulation of transcription by RNA polymerase II; positive regulation of cell population proliferation. The record is from RefSeq and is a predicted model, not a curated record. The transcript has 3 exons. Gene Ontology annotation, molecular function: protein dimerization activity; DNA-binding transcription factor activity, RNA polymerase II-specific; RNA polymerase II cis-regulatory region sequence-specific DNA binding. Bases 243 to 1421 code for a protein of 392 amino acids. NCBI's taxonomy places the organism in Eukaryota, Metazoa, Chordata, Actinopteri, Cypriniformes, Cyprinidae.